AUGGGGCUGCCACUAGCCCGCCUAGUGGCCCUCUGCCUGGCCCUGACCUUGGCCAGGGGCGAGGAGCUGCAGAAAGGGCAGACGCGCAACCACGUCCACAACGUCUGUAGCACCUGGGGCGACUUCCACUACAAGACCUUCGAUGGUGACGUCUUCCGCUUCCCCGGCCUCUGCGACUACAACUUCGCCUCGGACUGCCGUGACACCUACAAGGAGUUUGCUGUGCACCUGAAGCGGGGCCCAGGCCGCAAGGGUGGCCACCCCCAGGUCGAGUACAUCCUGUUGACCGUCAAGGACGACACGGUCUACCUCACCCCCGAGCUGGCUGUGCUGAAUGGGGCUAAGGUCAGCACCCCGCAUUACAGCCCCGGGCUGCUCAUCGAGAGGAACGACGCCUACACCAAGGUCUACUCCCGUGCCGGCCUCACCCUCAUGUGGGACCGGGAGGACUCGCUCAUGCUGGAGCUGGACAGUAAAUUCCAGAACCACACGUGCGGGCUCUGUGGGGACUACAACGGCCUGCAGAGCUACUCCGAGUUCCUGUCUGAUGGCAUGCUCUUCAGUGCUGUCCAGUUCGGGAACAUGCAGAAGAUCAACAAGCCCGAGGUGGUGUGCGAUGACCCCGAGGAGGGGCAGACCCCUGAGUCCUGCUCUGAGCACCGCGCCGAGUGCGAGAAGCUGCUGACAGCCGCGGCCUUCAAGGACUGCCUGGGCCUGGUGCCGCUGGAGUCGUACGUACGGGCCUGUGUGCAGGACCGCUGCCAGUGCCCCUCGGGCGCCUCCUGCAUCUGCAGCACCCUGGCCGAGUUCUCCCGCCAGUGCUCGCAUGCUGGCGGGCGCCCCGGGAACUGGAGGACUGGCACUCUCUGUCCCAAGAGCUGCCCCGGGAACAUGGUUUACCUGGAUGAGCUGGCUCGCCCCUGCAUGGACACCUGGUCACACCUUGGAGGUCAGCAAUCUUGUUUGAAGGAGCACCGCCUGGACGGCUGUUUCUGCCCUGAAGGCACCGUGUACGAUGACAUUGCGGGCGGCGGCUGCAUCCCCGUGAGCCAGUGCCACUGCAAGCUGCAGGGACAGAAGUACGCGCCCGGCCAGAAGAUCACCAAGGACUGCGAGCAGUGCGUGUGCAAUGCCGGCCGCUGGGUGUGCAAAGACCGGCCGUGCCCCGGGUCCUGUGCCCUGGAGGGCGGCUCCCACAUCACCACCUUUGACGGGAAGAGGUACACCUUCCACGGGGACUGCUACUACAUGCUGACCAAGGUAGCCAACUAUGCCGAGCAUUGGUGCUCCCUGCUGAGGAAGACGGAGUCCCCCUUCGGCAGGUGUCACUCGGUUGUGGACCCGGCUGAGUACUACAAGAGGUGCAAGUACGACACGUGCAACUGCCAGAACAACGAGGAGUGUCUGUGCGCCGCCCUGUCCUCCUACGCCCGUGCCUGUGCCGCCAAGGGCGUCACGCUGCGGGGCUGGCGGGAGAACGUCUGCAACAAGGACGUGGGCUCCUGCCCCAACUCGCAGAUCUUCCUGUACAACCUGACCACCUGCCAGCAGACCUGCCGCUCGCUGUCCGAGGCCGACGCCCACUGCCUCCAGGGCUUCGCGCCCGUGGACGGCUGCGGCUGCCCCGACCGCACCUUCCUGGACGAGAAGGGCCGCUGUGUGCCCCUGGCUAAGUGCUCCUGCUACCACCGAGGCCUCUACCUGGAGGCGGGGGAGGUGGUCUUGAGGCAGGAGGAGCGGUGCGUGUGCCGCAACGGGAGGCUGCACUGCAAUCCAGUCAAACUGAUUGGCGAGGCCUGCAAAGCCCCAAAGAUCCACAUUGACUGCAACAACCAGACCGCGCUGACCAUCCGGAACCCCCGCCCCCUCAGCUGCCAGACGCUGGCUGCAGGACACUACCAGACAGAGUGUGUGAGCGGCUGCGUGUGCCCCGAGGGGCUGAUCGACGACGGCCGAGGCGGCUGCGUUGUGGAGGAGGACUGCCCCUGUGUGCACAACAAGGGCUUCUUCUCCCGCGGGGACAAGAUCAAGGUGGACUGCAACACCUGCACCUGCCAGAGAGGACGCUGGGCGUGCACCCAGUCUGUGUGCCACGGCACCUGUGUCAUCCAUGGGAGCGGCCACUACAUCACCUUUGAUGGGAAGUACUACAACUUUGAUGGAAACUGCUCCUACGUAGCCGUUCAGGACUACUGCGGCCAGAACUCCUCGCUGGGCUCCUUCAGCAUCAUCACCGAAAAUGUCCCGUGUGGCACCACGGGCGUCACCUGCUCCAAGGCCAUCAAGAUCUUCAUCGGGAGGACAGAGCUGAAGCUGGAGGACAAACACCGCGUGGUGAUCCAGCGCGACGUGGGCCACCAUGUGGCCUACACCACACGGGAGGUGGGCCAGUACCUGGUGGUGGAGGCCAGCAUCGGCAUCAUCGUCAUCUGGGACAAAAGGACCACCAUCUUCAUCAAGCUGGCCCCCUCCUACAAGGGCACUGUGUGCGGCCUGUGUGGGAACUUCGACCAGCGCUCCAAGAAUGACUUCACCACGCGGGACCACAUGGUGGUGGAGAGCGAGCUGGACUUUGGGAACAGCUGGAAGGAGGCCCCCACCUGCCAGGACGUGAGCGCCACCCCCGAGCCGUGCACCCUGAAGCCACACCGCCGCUCCUGGGCCGAGAAGCAGUGCAGCAUCAUCAAGAGCCCGGUCUUCAGCGCCUGCCACAGCAAGGUGGACCCCACGCCCUUCUACGAGGCCUGUGUCUAUGACUCGUGCUCCUGCGACUCGGGCGGCGACUGUGAGUGCUUCUGCUCCGCCGUGGCCGCCUACGCCCAGGAAUGCACCAAGGAGGGGGCCUGCGUGUUCUGGAGGACGCCGGACCUGUGCCCCAUAUUCUGCGACUACUACAACCCCCCGCACGAGUGUGAGUGGCACUACGAGCCUUGUGGGCACCCCAGCUUGGAGACCUGCAGGACCAUCAAUGGCAUCCACUCCAGCAUCUCCAUGUCCUACCUUGAGGGCUGCUACCCCCGGUGCCCUAAGCACAGGCCCAUCUAUGACGAGGACCUGAAGAAGUGCGUCACAAGAGACAAAUGUGGCUGCUAUAUCGAGGACACCCGCUACCCACCUGGAGCGUCCGUUCCCACGGAUGACAUCUGCCAGUCUUGCAUGUGCACCAAGUCCUCGAAGGUCAUCUGCCAGCCCAAGGAAGGAAAGAUUCUCAACUACACCCAGGAUGGCUUCUUCUGCUACUGGGAGCUAUGUGGCCCCAACGGGACGGUGGUGCACUUCAACAUUUGUCACACUACCCAGGCACCCUCAACCUCCGCCAGCCUGAGCAGCACGACCCCUGUCCCCUCCACCACCGCCACCACCACCACCAGCACCACCACCACAACCACUGCAACCACCACCCCUGCCACAACCCCCACACCAGGGCCACCAACCCCGACUCCCAGCCCCACUACCACUGAGAACACAAUCCCAAACACAACCACAGCAACAACCACCCGCCCCACCAUGACCCCCACCCCAGAUAGCCCAACCGGGACCACCACCACUACAACCACUGUGACCACAACACACACAACGAACCCGACCACGGGGACCACCACCAUGACACCCAGCACUUCCACCACCCCCUCUACCACCUCCACAGAGACCUCCACCCCUGGGUCCACCACUACACCUACCACGUCCACGACCGUUUCCCCUACUACGUGUGACUGCAACUGGACUGGCUGGCUGGAUUCUGGGAAACCAACCUUUAGCAAAACAGGUGGAGAAGUUGAACCCAUUGGACACGUCUGUGGAUCAGGCCGGGUAGCCGACAUCUCCUGCAGAGCCACUAAGUUUCCAAACGCUCCCAUCGAACAGCUUGGACAAAGGGUAGUGUGCAACACUUCAGUUGGACUGGUGUGCAAAAACCAAGACCAGAAGACCAUCUUCAAGCAUUACUGCCUCAACUAUGAGAUCAACGUCUACUGCUGUUCGUGUGCCUCGACGCCUACCCCCACCACCACAGAGACCUCAACCCCGACCCCCACCAUGACCACCACCACCACAGAGACCUCCACCCCUACUCCCACCAGUACGCCUACCACGUCCACGACCGUUUCCCCUACUACGUGUGUGCCUGUCUGCGAAUGGACUGGCUGGCUGGAUUCUGGUAAACCAACCUUUAGCAAAACAGGUGGAGAAGUUGAACCCAUUGGAGACGUCUGUGGAUCAGGCCGGGUAGCCGACAUCUCCUGCAGAGCCACUAAGUUUCCAAACGCUCCCAUCGAACAGCUUGGACAAAGGGUAGUGUGCAACACUUCAGUUGGACUGGUGUGCAAAAACCAAGACCAGAAGACCAUCUUCAAGCAUUACUGCCUCAACUAUGAGAUCAACGUCUACUGCUGUUCGUGUGCCUCGACGCCUACCCCCACCACCACAGAGACCUCAACCCCGACCCCCACCAUGACCACCACCACCACAGAGACCUCCACCCCUACUCCCACCAGUACGCCUACCACGUCCACGACCGUUUCCCCUACUACGUGUGUGCCUGUCUGCGAAUGGACUGGCUGGCUGGAUUCUGGUAAACCAACCUUUAGCAAAACAGGUGGAGAAGUUGAACCCAUUGGACACGUCUGUGGAUCAGGCUGGGUAGCCGACAUCUCCUGCAGAGCCACUAAGUUUCCAAACGCUCCCAUCGAACAGCUUGGACAAAGGGUAGUGUGCAACACUUCAGUUGGACUGGUGUGCAAAAACCAAGACCAGAAGACCAUCUUCAAGCAUUACUGCCUCAACUAUGAGAUCAACGUCUACUGCUGUUCGUGUGCCCCCAUGCCUACCCCCACCACCACAGAGACCACAACCUCGACCCCGACCAUCACCACCACCACCACAGACACCACAACCCCGACCCCCACCAUCACCACCACCACCACAGACACCACAACCCCAACCCCCACCGUCACCACCACCACCAGCACCACCACAGACACCACAACUCCGACCCCUACCAUCACCACCACCACCCCCACCACCACAGAGACCACAACCCCGACCCCCACCAUCACCACCAUCACCAGCACAGAUACCUCAACCUCGACCCCCACAAUCACCAACACCAUGACCACAGAGACCACAACGCCCACCAUGACCACCACCAAGAUCCCUACACCAACCCACACCCUCACCACAACCUCCACAGAGACCUCCACCCCGACUCCUAUCAGCACAGAAAUCACUAGCACCACUGCUACUACCACCACUGAGACCCCUACCCCGACCUCGACCGCACCACAAACCACCAGCACCUCCACCACUAGCGUGCCCACUCCUACCCCGACCUCACUCAGCACCACAAGCACCAUCGUCACCUCCAGCUUGACCACCCCCAUCAAGUGUUUUCUGAACAACACGGCAUUUCGCCCAGGCGAGGUGGUGUACAACGGCACGUACGGGGACACCUGCUACUUCGUGAACUGCUCGCUGGAUGGCUCCUUGCAGAUCCUCAACUGGUCCUGCCCGUCCACCUCCUCCCCAACGCCCAGCACACCCACGCCAACGCCAUCCACAAUGUCAAGCAUGCCAACCACCACCAGCAUCAGCACCACCACCAGGGGGUGCCCCGACUUUGACCCUCCCAGAGAGGAGAACGAGACGUGGUGGCUCUGCAACUGCACCAUGGCCACUUGCAAGCACGACAACACGGUGGAGAUCGUGCAGGUGGAGUGCAAGCCCCCGCCCAUGCCCACCUGCUCCAACAACCUCACGCCCGUGCGCGUCCCGGACCCCGACGGCUGCUGCUGGCACUGGGAGUGCGACUGCUACUGCACGGGCUGGGGGGACCCGCACUACACCACCUUCGACGGGCUCUACUACAGCUACCAGGGCAACUGCACGUACGUGCUGGUGGAGGAGGUCAACCCCACCGUGGACAACUUCGGGGUCUACAUCGACAACUACCACUGCGAUGUCACCGACCGAGUGUCCUGCCCCCGCACACUCAUCGUGCGCCACGAGAGCCAGGAGGUGCAGCUCAGGACGGUGCAGAUGCUGCCCCUGAAGGUGCAGGUGCAGGUCAACGAGCAGUCCGUGGCGCUGCCCUACAAGAAGUACGGGCUGCAGGUGUACAAGUCGGGCUUCAAGUACGUGGUGGACAUCCCCGAGCUGGACGCCCUCAUCUCCUACGACGGCCUCUCCUUCUCCAUCAGGCUGCCUUACCGCCUGUUUGGCAACAACACCAAGGGCCAGUGUGGCACGUGCACCAACACCACCUCGGAUGACUGCGUGCUGCCCAGUGGGGAGGUCAUCUCCAACUGCGAGGUCGCAGCUGACCAGUGGGUGGUGGACGACCCCUCCAAGCCGCACUGUCCCCACUCCAGCUUCACCAGCCCACGCCCGUCCACCACGGCAGCCAGCAGCCGCACCCCCACACCCGAGGACUGUGAUCCUUCCCUCUGCGAGCUCAUCAAGGACAGCUUGUUCACCGAGUGCCACGCCCUGGUGCCCCCCCAGCAGUACUAUGACGCCUGCGUGUUCGACAGCUGCUUCGUGCCCAACUCAGGCCUGGAGUGCGCCAGCCUGCAGACAUAUGCGGCCCUCUGUGCCCACGAGGGCGUCUGCAUCGACUGGCGGAACCACACCCAGGGGGCCUGCCCGGUGACUUGCCCGUCUCACAGGGAGUACCGGGCCUGCGGUCCUGCCGAGGAGCCCACCUGCGGGUCCAGCUCCUCGCCGCGGAAGGACACAGGCCUGGUGGAAGGCUGCUUCUGCCCUGAGGGCACCACCAGCUACGCCCCCGGCUUUGAUGUCUGCGUGGAGUUCUGCGGCUGUGUGGGACCUGAUGACGUGCCCAGAAAGUUUGGGGAGCGCUUUGAGUUCGACUGUAAGGACUGCGUCUGCCUGGAGGGUGGAAGAGGCAUCAUCUGCCAGCCCAGGAAGUGCAGCCAGAAGCCCCUGCCUGAGUGCAAGGAGGACGGCACCUACCUGGUCACGGAGGUCAACCCCGAUGACACCUGCUGCACCAUCACCUCCUGCAAGUGCAAUGCCAGCCUGUGCAGGGAGAAGCCCCCUGAGUGUUCCCUGGGAUUCGAGCUGAAGAGCGAGAUGUUGCCCGGAAGGUGCUGCCCCCUCUACUCGUGUGUGCCCAAGAAUGUGUGUGUUGUUGGGAAUGCUGAGUACCAGCCUGGCUCUCCAGUCUACUCCUCCAAGUGCCAGGACUGCGUGUGCACCGGCAGCAGGAACAGCACCACGCAGCUCAACGUCAUCUCCUGCACCCACGUGCCCUGCAGCACGUCCUGCAGCCCCGGCUACGGGCUCGUGGAGGCCCCUGGGGAGUGCUGCAUGAAGUGUGAGCAGACCCACUGCAUCAUCAACCAGCCCAGCGGGCAGUACAUCCUGAAGCCCGGGGACAGAAAGAGGGACCCCACCAACAACUGCACCUUCUUCAGCUGCAUGAAAACCAACAACCAGUUCAUCUCGUCCAUCUCCAACAUCACCUGCCCCGAAUUUGACGCCAGCGCCUGCCUCCCGGGCUCCAUCACGCUCAUGCCCAACGGCUGCUGCAGGAAGUGCAUCCUUCGCAAUGAGACCAGGAUCCCCUGCUCCACCAUCCCCGUUACCAAGGAAAUUUCACAUGCCGGCUGCAGCAAGUUGGUGACCAUGAACUACUGCUCCGGGUCAUGCGGGACCUUCGCCAUGUACUCUGCCGAGGCCCAGGCCCUGGACCACAGGUGCACCUGCUGCAAGGAGGGGCGCACGAGCCAGCGGAAGGUGGUGCUGGACUGUCCCCGCGGCGGCUCGCUGGACUACACCUACACGCACAUCGAGAGCUGCCUGUGCCAGGACACCAUGUGCGAGCUCCUGCCGCCCCAGGGCAGCACCCCCAGCCGUGUGCGGCGCUCUGGCCUCACGGCCCCGCCUCCGUGGAGGAGGUGAGCAGGGCAGGCGCGGCCACCCAGGCCCCACCCUCCACCAUCCUCCUCAUCGCCCUGCUGACCCUCUGAGCUUUCUCACCUCCUAAGCUGGUUUCCUCACUGGGAAUACUUAUUUUCCGAGCCUUUGUUCAAUUCUUUGCUUUCCAAAUAAACUUUGGCAAAGACGCC
Molecule: messenger RNA, 8087 nt
Organism: Equus caballus (horse)
Lineage: Eukaryota; Metazoa; Chordata; Mammalia; Perissodactyla; Equidae
Source: RefSeq, a predicted model, not a curated record